This is a messenger RNA of Mesitornis unicolor (brown roatelo), 470 nucleotides long. RefSeq names its product PHD finger protein 5A (gene PHF5A). The record is from RefSeq and is a predicted model, not a curated record. NCBI's taxonomy places the organism in Eukaryota, Metazoa, Chordata, Aves, Mesitornithiformes, Mesitornithidae. Gene Ontology annotation, biological process: mRNA splicing, via spliceosome. The annotation marks the transcript as partial. Gene Ontology annotation, cellular component: precatalytic spliceosome; U12-type spliceosomal complex; catalytic step 2 spliceosome. The transcript is spliced from 3 exons.
CCAUCGGAAGACUUUGUGAAAAAUGUGAUGGCAAAUGCGUGAUCUGCGACUCCUAUGUGCGGCCCUGCACUCUGGUGCGCAUAUGUGAUGAGUGUAACUACGGCUCGUACCAAGGGCGCUGCGUGAUCUGCGGGGGUCCAGGAGUGUCCGAUGCCUACUACUGCAAGGAGUGCACCAUCCAGGAAAAAGAUAGAGACGGUUGCCCUAAGAUCGUCAACCUGGGCAGUUCCAAGACGGAUCUCUUCUACGAAAGGAAAAAGUAUGGCUUCAAGAAGAGGUGAUCCUAUCUGUACGUGACUACACCUCCUGUCGGGUUGGCAAGAGGGUCUUGGAACAUCUCUGGACUUUGCUAUUAUUGAAAAACAAUUGAUUAUUUUUUUCUAAAGCAGUACAAAAUCAGUAUAUACUUGGGGUUGGAGGAGUUACAGUCUGAGUGAGGACUGAAACCUGAUCAGAACUGGCUAUCAGAA